CACCGCAACUGUUGGAUACCUUUGACAUUACUUUACAUCUCCAUCAGCUAGCUACGUCCGUCCUGUUCUCUGCACACGCUGCAACAUCAACAUAGCGCAGGGCAAUAAAUAACCUGUCAAGCAAUCUUUACAGUUACCAGCACAUCAAUACAGGAUUGCCCAAAAUCACAUCAUGGCGGAUGUCAAGCCCGAAAACACCCCUGUGGAAGACCACAACCCUGAGCACAACGACAGCAAUGAGAACAACAGCGUCGGCGAGGAAGACGGCCACGAUGAGGAGGAGAUAUCUGCGAUGAAGAGACGGGUAGCCGAGAUGGAAGAGGAGGCAGCCAAACUGCGCGAGAUGCAAGCCAGCCUCGACCAGCAGAGUCGGGAGCUGUCGGAGAACAAGGAGGACAUCGACAGCCGCAGUAUUUUUGUCGGCAACGUCGACUACUCCGCCUCGCCUGAAGAGAUCCAGGCUCACUUCCAGAGCUGCGGCUCGAUCAACCGAGUUACCAUCUUAUUGGACAAGUUUACUGGACAGCCGAAAGGAUACGCUUACGUCGAGUUUACCGAGCCGAGUCUCGUCGCCCAGGCCCUCGUCCUCAACGAGAGUGUCUUUAAGGGCCGCAACAUCAAGGUCGUCCCCAAGCGCACCAACGUCCCCGGCAUGUCUCGCGGUCGCGGACGUGGUGGCGCGCGCGGAGGUCGCGGCGGUUUCGGCCGCGGCGGCUUCCCCCCUCGAGGUGGCUACCGUGGAGGCUACCGUGGCCGAGGAAGAGGAGGAUUCGCUCCCUAUUAGGUAUAGGCAGCAUUCUGUUCCUCGUGGGCUCGGCCGGCGUCAAGUCAGGAUUGGUCGGCGCGACACACUUUAUCACUUCGAUUGUAACAUACAGGACCGGUAGGGGAUGGGGAAAGCUUCGUUAUGGCGUUCAGGAAUAGGUCAGGCCCCAACACACACAAUGUUGACGAAAUGCUACUCUCACAUUGCAAGGCGUGACGUAGUGCAGUGCUCGUUUCAUCUUCUUCAAUUGGUAUUCGCAAUGGGAAGUGAUCGAUGCCGAGAUAUGGUGCUAUUCCACAGACAACAACACUGUUGAUCGAGCUUGGAGGAGAAUUGCUAUGCCUGAGCCUACACGUUCAGUUCAUCUUUGGUUGGUUGGUUGGUUGCAGGUAGUCUAGAUGGUGAAAGCGACAUAGUCUAUGUGUUUAUCGACGUUUUUGUUUUUCGACAUCAAGUCGACAAGACACGACACCGGAGCAAACGUCGCAUAUCGAGCCAGAUGAUACGUCAUGGGCACAUCAAUUGACAAGUCAUGUGAAUAAAAUCCGUAUGGUCGGGACAGGCAAGCCUAGCGGUGCCGGUGUCCCGCGGGAGACCCACGACGUCGCCCGAUCUGAGCGUAAAAAAGUUGCCACCCCUGGACGCCGACAUUCUGAAAGCUCCCUCCGCCAGCUGACACACGGAAGUACCUAUCCCCCCUGC
This is a messenger RNA of Colletotrichum destructivum, 1468 nucleotides long. RefSeq names its product Putative RNA recognition motif domain, nucleotide-binding alpha-beta plait domain superfamily. Gene Ontology annotation, molecular function: poly(A) binding. The record is from RefSeq and is a predicted model, not a curated record. Gene Ontology annotation, cellular component: cytoplasm. The transcript is spliced from 4 exons. Bases 173 to 784 code for a protein of 203 amino acids. NCBI's taxonomy places the organism in Eukaryota, Fungi, Ascomycota, Sordariomycetes, Glomerellales, Glomerellaceae.